CGAGGCCAGGUUACAUCCCCAAAACAAAGAUGGCGGCUGCCAGUGAGUUUCCAACAGAACUAGCGACUCGGCCGCUUGGUCUUAUAGCUCUGAUGGGGCUCGACAUAAAUCAGAAACCUUUGCAUAAGGCCAUCUGGGAGUCUUUUUCUGUCAACAGGCAUCCUGACAGAGUUCCACUUUCUUUCAGACUUUUGCCAAUUGAUCACGAGUUUCCCAAAGCCAAGUCGAAGCGUUCUACAUAUGAGUGGUAUUUACUAAAGGGUAUCCUAAAAACUAAAUGGAUGCACAAGCAUCUUUACCUUACUCCAGCUGUUGUGGUCAUGUUUUAUGAACUGGAUUGGGAUGACACUCAGUGGAAAGACAAACAAACUGAAUGUGCUUCAAAACUGGAAAAAGUCAGAAGCAGUCUCCAAGACCAGAACACCAAGGUAGCUGUUGUGCUCAUUCAAAAGAAUGCACCUCUUCCACCUGGUGAUGACCUACAGGCACUAGAAAGGGCAGCAACACUUUGCAGUGCAUAUGAUUUGUCAGCCAAGUCUCUGUUUGUUCUUCCACACACAGACCACUUAAUUGGUUAUACAAUCAGGUUGGAAAAUGCUUUCUAUGAUUUAGCACAGAGUUACUAUCAUGGAGAAUGUAGAAGAGUUAAAGCUCACAAGGAGUUUCUCAACAAGGGAUCUCAUCAGCUGCUAUUGGUACGACACCAGUUUAAGGUUGCCUUCUUCAAUGAGCUUCGACAGGACCCCCAUUCUGCCAUAAAGCACUACAGGCAAGCCUACAGUCUCCUAGGAGAGCUCAAGUCAAGUGACAUCAAUAUGCUAGAAAUUAAAGUUGUUGCAGGCUUUGUCAAUUAUAAGAUUUGUCGUCUGAGUUUCCAGGCAUCAGCUCCAUUAGAUGCCAUUUCACAAUUCAGAAAACAUGUUGAUUUGUUCAAGGAGAAAGUUGGCUCCCCUGAAUUGGCAUUUGAGCACUCAGCCUGGCUCUCUAAACAGUUCAGUUUAUUUGGAGAGCUGUUUGAUGAAGCCAUCAGGAAUGGACUGACAGCGUUGCAGACUCAGCACCCAGGGUUCUACUACCAACAAGCUGCCAAUAAUGCUAUUGUGAGGAGACAGCUAUGCCAGGGUUUGUGCCAUACUACCACUCCACUGUCCAUGAAUCCUCUGGAAAAUGCUGGAAACUUAGACUUUUUUGGUCAGAGACCAUGGAGGCAAGGUUUUCAAGGAGCAGAGCCUCCAGAUGCUGCAAUAGAGCAUGCUGGAAUCAUUGCAUUGCAGGCUCAGGAAAUACAGGUGGACCAUUCAUGGAUCAUCAUUCCUCUUCUCAGCAGUGCAGUGGCUCAGUUUAAAAAGUACAAGUCACCCAGAAUGAAAAGAUAUUUGAUGGUACAGAUGGGUGAGGAAUAUUAUCAUGCUAGAGACUACAGCAAGGCUUUAAUGUUGUUGUGUAGAGUCACUUGGGAUUACCGCAGAGAAAAAUGGUGGUCACUUCUGACCUCAGUGCUAAUCACGUCAUUGAGGUGUGCUUAUCUUGUCGGAAAUGUGCAAGAGUACAUCACUCUUUCGCUUGAAUUGAUGGGAAGAUAUGUUGAAAAUUCACCUGAGGAAAAAACAAGAUGUCAGACAAACCUCAUCCAAGUUAUGUCGAAUGAAUGCCCUGAGCCCGAGCCAGGAUGUGACUUUGAAGCAGUAGAAGAGGCAAAGGAAUUGUGGAAAACACUGAAGGCGUCGCCACAGACACCCCAGGUGUUUACCAUACAGAUGGAACAAAUAGCACCAUUUGUUGAAUGCAAGGCUGUAUUUGAUUCGUCAACAAUCUCGGCAGAUUCGACUAUCCUCCUUCAAAUUUACUUGAGGGUAACGUGUCCUUUCCCAAUCCGUUUUUCUAAAAUUGCUGUUUUCUUCAGCAAUCAGUUUUAUAACCAGCAGUGCGUAGUGGAGACGGGAUUGACUCAAGGAGAGGGUGGAUUGUAUCUUUUACCAGCUAAGACCAAAGUCAUUCCAUUCCAGCUUGUUCCACAGCCAGAGGAUGUGGGAAAACAGCUUCAGGUCACCUCUGUCGCUCUGGAGCUGGGCUCCCGUGGGUCUCGAUGUGCUGUGCUUGUGUGGAGUGGUUGGGGAGGGGAGGCUGCGGCUACUAACAACUCCUUUGUGUCUUACGGCUUAAAGUCCGCAAGCAAAGAAGAUCAGAUCGAUUGGGAUGAUUUAAAAGCUGUAUCGAAAAUCAAAAUUGAAGCACGGAAGCCUAAAAUUGAAGUAAAACUCAAACAUGAACCUCCAGCCCUGGUUAACGAGUUUUAUGAACUUCACCUGGUUGUUGAAAGCUUAGAAGAGACGUCUGUAAAAGAUCUGAGAGUCUGGUUAGGAUUUCAGGACGAACACGAGACUGCUGAGGGUGCCGCUUUGAUUUACUCAGGAGUACCAGCCGCUGAUCAGUCUGGAGGACAAACAAAGAGCUGCAUUGAAUUUACCGUGAAAGAAACCAACGAAAAGAUCGAGAAGUCUUACUUCGUUAAGUGUUCUCAAGUCGGUUCACGGACUGUAACAGCAAAGAUAACUUACUCUGUUGACGUGCAAGUAGAACCCAACUCUCCACCUGUGACUUGUACUUGUGCUAAGGGUUUUUUCCGAAGUCGAUCAAUUCCCAUUCAAACAAGUACCCCUAUAAAUUGUUUUUCCUUGAAUAACGUUUUUGCGUUUGUUUCCUAGCUGGAAAGGCUGGACCAAGUAUUUGAAGAGGAACCAUUUCUCUUAUUGGCUGGGAUUAAAUGCACUUCACCGUGGCCUGUUACCAUGGUUACUACCAUCCUUAAUAUGUCUCCAGAAGUUAAUAUCGUUGGCGAAGAGAUGGGAUCCCAGCUACAAGGAAUCUCCUUGCAACAGGGUGAGAGUGCAUCAGAGUGCUAUUGCUUGGCUGUCAGGGAGGGGGUCAGUAAAAUGAAAGUCGUGAACAUUGGUAGCCUCGCUCUCCAAUGGAGGCGAACGUCUGCGGAUGAUGGAUUUCCUGUUGUGAUCACGGAACUUACCUUUCCGUCAGUCACAGUGGAAAGCGUGCCAUUUUCUAUCCACACAGAGUUACCCGCGUAUGGCUGUGUUCAGACUCCUCUGUCCGUAAGCUAUCUCGUCCGAAAUAGAACUCUUCAGGUUCAGGAGGUCGAGGUCACAGUGGAGCCAAGUGACGCCUUCAUGUAUUCAGGUCACAAACAGAUUCAGUUCCGCCUGCUGCCCACUGGUGACCACAGGCUCAAGUUUAGUCUGUAUCCUCUUUGCGCUGGCUUUGUAACCCUUCCCAAGCUGCAUUUCAACCUGCCUCGCUUUCAGAUUAGCUGGGAUGAGCAUGCGCAGAAAAUGGUUCCAACAAAUGUAUUCAUUAAGCCAAGAGGACGGGAAAUAGGCUUCUGAAAGAUCUCAAUCUCUUGUGAAAAGACGGAAGCUUACAUCAGGCGGGUUAAGGUGCAAAUAUUAGAGAGCAAGCGAUGGGAAGAAGUACUGGAAGUACUUGGACAUUUACGUUUGUCAACAAGAUACUGGAAGCCAGAGUCGACAGAUGUAAUUCAAGGAAUGUUAUUAAUAAACCAGAACUCAAGAUCCGCGUCAGGGAUUAUCCGACAGUUCCUUGACAAGAAGAAUUUGUAGGAUGUACAAGUGGACUGCUUCUGGCCGUAUGAACGGUAAUCUCCUGUUUGAUAUGACCUAGCUGGGACGCACAGAAGUUUCAACCGUACAAGAGUGUACUUGCAAAAGAUUGCAGUGGUAUCGUGUAUGGGUUGUUGAGACGACUGUACAUGAUUGAUAUUAUCUGCAAUUAUUUAAUCUCGUGCCCAGAUCUCCCAUGGUUACGCGUCGACUGGGACAAGGGUACUGCAUUAGCGGUUGUGCCUUGAAGCGCGGUGUUGUAGGUAGCCUUAGCCUGCAGGAGAAGUUACGAGAGACCAAAUGAACUCAUGGCGGCUUUGCGUCAAGUUUUAGACGUUUUUGUUGUGUAGUGUAUGAGGCAAACUCGAAAAAGAACUCGAAGAAAUGUAAUAUUGUAUAUGGUGAGUACAUGUACGUACACACACAAAAAAACAACAUUUAGAUGACAAAGGUUAUCACUACGCUUGUAAUACGGGAACUGAAUGGACUUCAAAGAAAUUCGAUUCGCGGAGAAGUUUGUUAAUGUCAAAUAUUUCAAUUUCCGAAAAUAAAGAACACCUUGUUUAUGUG
This is a messenger RNA of Orbicella faveolata, 4202 nucleotides long. RefSeq names its product trafficking protein particle complex subunit 11-like. The record is from RefSeq and is a predicted model, not a curated record. Lineage: Eukaryota; Metazoa; Cnidaria; Anthozoa; Scleractinia; Merulinidae.